Molecule: messenger RNA, 3709 nt
Organism: Lingula anatina
Lineage: Eukaryota; Metazoa; Brachiopoda; Lingulata; Lingulida; Lingulidae
Source: RefSeq, a predicted model, not a curated record
AGUAAACAAACCAACGCCCUCUAUCGUCACCUUACAAGCGAGACACGAUGUAGGAUUUGCUAACUUUAUAUCUCCAAAAUUUAUUGUCGUUAUAUCAAAAGAUACACCAGUACUUUUGUUGAACGAAUCAGAUUGUCUUGCCGGGGGGAACUGAUAUUGUGGGAAGUCCCAGGGGCAUUGCAUUCUAUAGCUGAUUCACUGAUGGAAAUGGGGAUACACUCCACUGGCAUCUGUUUUGAAAUUCAGCAUGUCUUGGAAACACACUGAGAAUAUUCAGCAGCAAUGCAGUGUAGUAAUCAAAGAGCUGUCGGUCAUCAAAAAAGGAGUUGAGUCUCGGAAGUGAAUCACAAGCCACAAAUUGGUCUUGGAUAUUGAUGGGAACCUUAGUUAAUAUUGAACUGGGUCUUGACGUGAACUGCAGUCAUAAUAUGGUACAGUGGCUCUCUGCUGCUGUGCACUGAGUCAGGCAGACAGGAAAAGGGGGAUUUUUUAUUGCAAGCAGGAGAGAGACUGGAAAUUUGAAAAAUAAUCCUAUCGUAUAUACUAAUUAGUAUCCAAAAGAGAAGACAGACUAUCAAUUUACACUGCUUCUGUCUGGAAGCUAACAUGGCACUUUCUACAGAAUCUCCAUUUACUAUGGCAACUUUGCCUGGAAACUCAUCUGGCAACCACUCUAUAAUGCCAGAUAUCAUGUUGGGAGGAUGUUUCCAGGAUGACUGCCAGAACUUCAAUGCCAUGGCCUGUAUCAGGAAUGGAAUCAUGGCAUUGUUUGUCAGCAUAACUGGUUUGCUGUGUGCCGCCAAAGUCAUUCGCUUGCAUUCGUACCGCCAUCCUGUCAUCCACCAGUUCAUUAUUUUUUACUGUGCCACAAUAGAAACUAUCAUAUGCACUGUGCACUGGAUCCUGGGCAGAUAUGCAGAGUUUGACUUUGCUAUGCAGUACCUCAAACUGGUGCAAUUUCUAGUGGUCUGUCAUUUCUACUGGACAGCAGCUACUCGAGUAUUGAGGAAGGAUUACCUCACCACAAGGGUCCUGUUUCCUGUGUUUGCAAUUGCGCUGAUAUAUUUCACAGUUGUCAUGGUGAUGGGGAUCAUCAACAUCAAAGACAGCUGGACAGAGUGCAUGGAACCCUACUGGCUUAUGCUGUCUUCAGCUGAAUUUAUCCUGGUCCAACUGUUCAUGUUGGCAGGCUUCUAUAUAACAAGAAGGCUUAAUGAAAUAAGCACUUUAGACUCUGUUAGGAGGACUCAAAAAAGAGAAAUAUGGAUAGUUAUAAUAUUUUUUGAAUUGUCAGCACUGUUUGGUCUUGUUUAUGAUGCCACAUUAAAAAUAGUUGGUGAUGAAGAGAAAGGGUGCAGUGGAAUAUUUUUGUACAUGCAAGAGCUGUAUUCUCCAAUAUUUGGAACAUUUAUGAUAGUGAAAUUUUUGGUCCCAAUCUGGGCCAUGUUGUGUGUAUUUCACCCUGUCCAGGCCACCCCAGUGGACCAGGAGGACCUUCUACCUGGUCUGAAUAGCUCAGAGGAUGGGCCCUAUACUUCAGUGUUUAGUCCUCCAAACGAGAGGCCAAAAUUUCGGCAGAUGUUUUCGCCUAGUGGAGACUCUCCUUCACCAAGGUAUGACACGUUUGGGCCACCGCCACCAAUUCAGCCAUCAGUACGGAGCCCUAUUCCUCGUGUAUCUUCUGUUCUGAAUCCCAUUCAGGAGGAAUCAUCAUCAGCAGGUCGUACGCUGUCACAGUCUUCAUAACCCAUGGGUAUAGUAGCCUCUGAGCUAGCUGUUAUAAGGGGUUCACAGAGAGUGACACAGGGGUGCAUACAUGCUGUAAUAUCUUUAAGAGAGACUUCAAAUGAGGCUUUACAUCAAUUACUCAUGUACGUUUGGCAAACUGAAAACAAAUUGAUAUAAAAUUUGUUGAGGAAUGUGCUAGAAGUUUUGGUCCCUCACUGAACACACUGAAGUAAGCUUGUGGUCAUCUUAGACUAGCAGUGACUGUGAUAUAUUGAGGUGUAAUGUUUUCAUUGAGCACCACAUGUAAGAAGAUGCAAGAAUAAGUGAUGCUCACCACAUGUUGGUUUCUGUCACUCACUUGAGCUAUAGAAUUUGACGUUGUAAGGAGGUAAAUACUCCAAGAUGGAUUUGGAUGUUAAGGGCCAUGUAGAAUUAUCAGACAGGGUUCUGGAAAGCAGAAUUGUUUUGCAUACCAAGUGCUAUAUACAUGUGAUUAGAAUCGUGUGAGGUACAUUAAUUUCUGUCAAUUAAAUGUAUCAUUAUAGGGUGUUUAUCUGCAAUUUAUUUGCGUAUAUAUUCAUUAUAUAUUUACUGGCAUAUAUAAUGAAUGAUAUGGCUGUCGUAAAAUUUGAUUGUGUUGUACUUACAAGUAAUAUUUAUGCCCAUGCAUUAUCCUUGUACAAUGCUUUAAUCUUCAUAAAAAUAUACUGAUACAUUCUAUUUUGUUAACAUCCAUGGUUUACUUGAUUCAUUUUACACUAAUAGAAUCAUUAUGUUAAAAAGAAUAGUUGAUAUCUAGUAUACAAUGGAUAGGCUUCAUCAAAAUAAUUUAGUUUUUAUUCUUUCCUAUGUGUUUUUAAUAUAGGUUCUACAGAGGUUGUCUGAAGAACAUUUAACAUGUAUGUAUUAACCCUCAUCAUUUAAAGAGGCAAUAUAUGGGGUUUUGUUUCUCUUGAAACAUUAGAACCCAUACAGCCCUGUUGUCUUUUAUGCAUGACAUGCUGCUUUGUGGUAAGACGACUCAUUUCCAUUAUUUUGGGAGAUCGCAGUUUCCUGCUUCAAGGAAUUUUCCAUUACUGGAAUCAUUCAGGCAUAAAUGGCUGAAUCGGUUAUCUUUUUUGUCGCACUUUUAUAAUUAAGUUUGAACUGGUGUAAUUUUAUAAUCUUAAGACAUUAUAGACACAUUUGCAUAGUGAUUUUAUAUUUAUGUUUUCUGUUGUAAAUUGGUCAGAAUAAUGUUAGUUACUGUAAGCAAAUUUUGCAUUUAGUUAUUAUAAUUUUAUCAUAUCUUUAAUCAUGAUAUUAUAUUUACAAAUCAUUUUGAUAUUAAAUGUUACCUGGCUGUUAGUAUAAUGAUUGUGCUUAAAGAUUUAAAGAAUUUAAAUGGAUUUAUCUGUAUUAGGUAUGGGUGUAGAGGUUGAAUAAGAACAACACUACAUUAUGUGAAGGACUUAACACUAAAAGAUAACUUUGAAUGAAGGUUUGAUCUUGUGUUGUGAUAUAUAUGCUGAUAACAUUAUGUUGUAAAAAAAUUCUCUUUGUCCCCAGGUCGCAAAUUUUCUCUGUCACAAACCAAUAUUAUUUGAUUCUCACAGAUGCAAUCUGACAUCAAAACCUAUCUAGGAGUAUUAAAACUCUUUGUGUGUGACAAAAGAAAACAGUGAUAUGAUAUCACAAAUACCAAAUUGAUGGAACUUAUUUCAACAAAAUAUUCUCUCUUUUUGCUUUUUUACAGGAUUGAUUUAUAGAAGUCGCCAAAUAACAGUAAACAAAUGUUUAGGAUUACAUAGCUACAUAUCAGUCAGUACUUUUAUGUAACAUGAUAAAAAUCUGUAGGAAGAUUUAGUUCUUUGAAUUAUCUGUAACUCUAACCUAGUAUUGGUAAGGUUCAGACAUUGUUUGUUAUAGAAAUCUGUGGACAUAAUAUAUACAAGUUUUUAGAUAAAUUUGAAGCAUUUCAUUUUGUCAGCAAAUAUUAUAU